Budorcas taxicolor (takin) is the source of this 784-nucleotide messenger RNA. RefSeq names its product BAF chromatin remodeling complex subunit BCL7C (gene BCL7C). The record is from RefSeq and is a predicted model, not a curated record. The transcript has 6 exons. Lineage: Eukaryota; Metazoa; Chordata; Mammalia; Artiodactyla; Bovidae. The coding region runs from base 61 to 714 and encodes 217 amino acids.
AGCCCGCCGGACGGGAGGCGGCCCAGCCGCGGGCUCGGCCUGGGCCCCAGCCCCGCCAGCAUGGCCGGCCGGACCGUGCGGGCCGAGACCCGGAGCCGGGCCAAGGAUGACAUCAAGAAGGUGAUGGCGACCAUCGAGAAGGUCCGGAGAUGGGAGAAGCGCUGGGUGACUGUGGGCGACACUUCCCUUCGUAUCUUCAAGUGGGUGCCAGUGGUGGACCCCCAGGAGGAGGAGCGCCGGAGGGCAGGUGGAGGGGCAGAGAGAUCCCGAGGCCGGGAGCGGAGGGGCAGAGGCGCCAGUCCCCGAGGGGGCGGCCCUCUCAUCCUGCUGGAUCUCAAUGAUGAGAACAGUAACCAGAGUUUCCAUUCGGAAGGCUCCCUGCAGAAGGGCACGGAGCCCAGCCCUGGGGGCACCCCCCAGCCCAGCCGCCCUGUGUCACCUGCUGGACCACCGGAAGGGGUCCCAGAGGAUGCUCAGCCCCCACAGCUGGGCCAGGAGAGAGAUCCUGGAGGCGUACCUGCGGGCAGCACGGAUGAACCCCCCAUGCUGACCAAGGAGGAGCCUGUUCCAGAAUUGUUGGAGGCUGAGGCCCCUGAAGCUUACCCCGUCUUUGAGCCCGUGCCAUCUGUCCCCGAGGCAGCCCAGGGUGAUCCCGAGGACUCGGAGGGCGCCCCCCCACUCAAGCGCAUCUACCCAAAUGCCCCUGACCCCUGAGAAGCCGGCCUGCCUGUCCUGUCGCCCCCGGGGCCCCUUUGGCUUUUUACAAAUAAAGACCCUUUUGUAA